CGCAGGUUUUCACCAAAUCACCACUUUCUCUCUCUACUUAAUUUCAAGCUUCAUCAUCAAUGGCAGAAGUUGAUUCGGCCUUCAUCCAAGACAUCAUCCACAGACCAAAGCUCGCCGUUGUUGAAGCAGAAGGUAUUCCCGUUAUUGAUAUCUCCGCCGCCGGCCUUUCCUCUUCCCAAUCAGACUCACUGGCCAAAGUCGCUGCAGAGAUCGGAAAGGCAUGCAAAGAUUGGGGAUUUUUCCAGAUCGUCAACCAUGGAGUUCCAGCGCAUUUUAGAGAGAGAGCGGAAGCUGCGUCUAGGAAUUUCUUUACUCAAUCGGUUGAAGAGAAGGGGAAGGUGAGGAGAGGCGAGUUGAAUCCGAUGGGAUAUUACGACGGCGAACAUACCAAGAACGUUAGAGAUUGGAAAGAAGUUUUCGAUUUUGUCGUCGACAAUCCAACCAUUCUUCCGGCUUCUCAUGAUCCCGACGAUAAAGAAGUGAAACUUAUUUUCAAUCAAUGGCCAGAGUACCCACCGGAUUUCAGGUCGGCAUGCGAGAAUUAUGCAAAGGAGAUCGAGAAUUUGUCAUUCAGGUUGUUGGAACUGAUAUCCUUGAGCUUGGGCUUACCUGAAAAGCAAUUGAACCCAUCAUUCGAGAACCAAACCAGCUUCCUGCGCCUGAAUUACUAUCCCAAAUGCCCAAUUCCUCACCUGGCUCUCGGCGUUGGCCGGCACAAGGAUGCGGGUGGGUUAACCGUCUUAAGUCAAGAUGAUGUUGGGGGAUUGGAGGUGAAACGCAAGACAGACGGGGAAUGGGUUAGGGUUAAGCCAAUUCCCAAUGCUUAUAUUGUCAACGUGGGUGAUAUUAUUCAGGUUUUGAGUAAUGAUAGGUACGAGAGUGUGGAGCACAGGGUAAUGGUGAAUUCAGAAAGGGAGAGGUUUUCAAUUCCUUUCUUCUUUAACCCUGGCCACCACACCAUGGUUGAGCCUAUGGAGGAGCUGAUAGAUGACCAGAACCCGGUCAAGUACACUGCAUUCAACUGGGGAAAGUUCAUUGCCAGAAGGAAUAUUAGCAAUUUCAAGAAGCUUGAUGUCGAAAACAUUCAGAUUUACCAUUUCAAAGUGUCAAGCUCAUGAUCAUGUAAUAUUAAGAAAAUUACUACUUUGAAUAAAUCGAAUGUAAAAGUAAAUUGAAGGACAUUUUUAUAUAUACAGUAUUACUACUAUGGAUGACAAUAGUUCGUAUGCAA
Messenger RNA from Impatiens glandulifera, 1231 nucleotides. Its product is annotated as jasmonate-induced oxygenase 2-like. NCBI's taxonomy places the organism in Eukaryota, Viridiplantae, Streptophyta, Magnoliopsida, Ericales, Balsaminaceae. Bases 60 to 1118 code for a protein of 352 amino acids. The transcript is spliced from 3 exons. The record is from RefSeq and is a predicted model, not a curated record. Gene Ontology annotation, molecular function: dioxygenase activity.